Molecule: messenger RNA, 5352 nt
Organism: Cokeromyces recurvatus
Lineage: Eukaryota; Fungi; Mucoromycota; Mucoromycetes; Mucorales; Mucoraceae
Product: exoribonuclease 1
Exons: 10
Coding region: 1-5352 (1783 amino acids)
Biological process (GO): nuclear-transcribed mRNA catabolic process; rRNA catabolic process
Cellular component (GO): nucleus
Molecular function (GO): 5'-3' RNA exonuclease activity; oxidoreductase activity, acting on the aldehyde or oxo group of donors, NAD or NADP as acceptor; RNA binding
Source: RefSeq, a predicted model, not a curated record
AUGUCGACUAGUAUUCAAGUCAUUUCACCAAGUACUCAGAAACUUCUUUUUGAGGUGCCUACCUUAACUAAGGAUCAAGUGAAUGAAGCAGUUCAAAAAUCAGUAAUAGCUUUCUCUCAAUGGAAGAAAGUCCCUGUUCCUGCCCGAGUCUCUAUCAUGAAAAACUUUUGUCUUUUAUUUGAACAAAAGAAAGACAAGAUAGCCGCAUCCAUUACUUCUCAAAUGGGUCGCCCAAUUCGUUAUAGUCAGGGUGAAGUGAAAGGUGUCCUUGAAAGAGCUAAUUAUAUGAUUUCAGUUGCUGAAGAAUGUUUAAAGGAUGAAAUGAUUGAAUCUAUUCCGGGGGUUAUUAAAAGGUUCCAGCGUAAGGAGCCUUUAGGUCCUGUUUUCUUGAUUGCUGCUUGGAAUUAUCCUUAUUUAACAACAGUAAAUAAUAUCAUCCCUGCUUUACUUGCUGGAAAUACAGUUCUCUUGAAGCAAUCACCUCAAACUCCUCAGUGCGCUGAUAUCUUUGUUGAAACCUUAAGAGAAGCAGGUAUACCUCAUGAUGUAGUUCAAGCUAUUCAUGUUCAGGAUACGGAAGCUAAUUAUCUUGUACAACAUCCUUCCAUUCAAUUUGUCAAUUUUACUGGUAGUGUUGCUGUAGGCAAGAAGAUUAGACAAGCUAUUGGUGACAGUCAACAUCUUAUAGGUUCUGCAAUGGAAUUAGGUGGGAAAGAUCCUGCUUAUGUAUUACCAGAUACUGACUUGGAUUUUGCUGUUGAAAAUAUUGUUGAUGGUGCAUUCUUCAAUUCUGGACAAUGUUGCUGCUCUAUUGAGCGUUGUUAUGUACAUGAAAGUAUCUAUGAUCAAUUUGUUGAGAAAUCAGUAAAAAUUGCCAAGAAUUAUAUUUUAGGUGAUCCUAAUGAUUCAAAAACAACAUUAGGUCCAAUGGCUAAUAUUAAAUUCGCUAAUACUGUCAGACAUCAUAUUCAAGAUGCUAUUGAUAAAAAUGCUAAAGCUCUCAUCAAUACAAAAGAAGAAUUCCCUAAUGAUAAAGAAGGAACUGCAUAUGUUAGUCCUCAAAUUUUAGUGGAUGUAAAUCAUGAUAUGCUUGUCAUGAAGGAGGAGACAUUUGGCCCAGUAUUGACAAUUAUGAAAGUGUCGUCUGAUGAGGAAGCGGUCCAUUUAAUGAAUGAUUCCCAAUAUGGGUUGACAGCUAGUAUUUGGACUUCAGAUGUUGAAAAAGCUAUAGAAAUUGGUGAUCAAAUUGAAACCGGUACUUGGUUUAUGAAUCGUUGCGACUAUAUCGAUCCUGCUUUAGCCUGGGUAGGAACUAAAGAGAGUGGAUUAGGGUUUUCUAUGAGUAAACAAGGAUUUAAUCAGUAUACUAGUAUGGGUAUUCCCAAGUUUUUCAGAUGGAUUAGUGAACGUUAUCCCAUGUGCUCACAACUGAUUACUGACAAUAGUAUUCCAGAAUUCGAUAAUUUAUACCUGGAUAUGAAUGGCAUUAUUCAUAAUUGUUCACAUAACAACAACACGAAUGCCCACUUCCGAAUUACGGAAGAACAAAUUUGGAUUGGAGUGUUUAAUUAUAUUGAUCAUCUGUUUUCCAAAAUCAAGCCCAAGAAACUAUUUUUCUUAGCUAUUGAUGGUGUUGCGCCAAGAGCAAAAAUGAAUCAGCAACGUUCGCGUCGUUUUCGUACUGCACGAGAUGCAGAAACGCUUAAGCAAAAAGCUCUUGAAAGAGGUGAAGAAUUACCUGAAGAAGAAGCUUUUGAUUCCAAUUGUAUCACACCAGGUACUCAGUUUAUGAAAAGACUAAGUUUGGAGUUACGUUAUUUUAUUUCUAAAAAGGUGACGGAGGAUGCUAAUUGGAGAAACGUUGAGAUUGUAUUGUCAGGCCCUGAAGUACCUGGAGAAGGCGAGCAUAAAAUCAUGGAAUAUAUCCGUCUAACUAAAUCACAGCCAGAUUACAAUCCUAAUACUAGACAUUGUCUUUAUGGUUUAGAUGCUGAUUUGAUCAUGUUAGGGUUACUAAGUCAUGAUCCUCACUUUGCUUUAUUACGUGAAGAAGUUGUUUUUGGUAAAAAAGGACAAAAAAGAAAACAAAACCUUGAUAACCAAAAUUUUUAUUUAAUGCACUUAUCAUUAAUGAGAGAGUAUAUGAAUCUAGAAUUUAAUUCAAUUAGCAAUUCUUUAUCUUUUCCUUAUGAUUUUGAACGUAUUUUGGAUGAUUUUAUCUUGUUAGCUCUUUUUAUUGGUAAUGAUUUCUUACCUAAUCUACCUAAUCUUCACGUUAAUGAAGGCGCAUUGGGUCUUGUGUUUAGAGUAUACAAGGAUGUUUUACCUACAUUUGAAGGCUAUAUUCAAGAUGGUGGACGUGUGGAUAUGUCUAGACUUCAGAAAGUUCUGGAUGGUAUUUCUGAAGUCGCAGAAAAAGAAGCAUUUGAGCUUGAAUUAGUUGAUUCAUUGUACCUUGCUGGUAAGCGUGAAAAUGGGCAAACUGAACGUCAAUUAUUACAUGAAUUGGAGAAAAAAAAGGCCAAAGAAGGCAAAUUAGUAAUGACAGAUAGACAAGAAAUCAUUUUCCGUCAAGUGAAUAACUACUUGUUAAGUGAAAAACCUGGCAAAGGUACUACGCUUCAUUUUGAUAUGCCUUUCAGAGCCCGUGAUAAAAGAUUUCUUAUUAAGCUUGCUCAAGAAUUGAAUAUCACAUGUCACAUUGACUAUGAUGAGACCGACAAAUCUACAUAUGUAGAGCUCUCUUUUGAUUCGGACGAUUCGGAUGAUGAUAAUGAAGAAUCAGAAGUUGAUGAAGAAGCAAUUGCUGCUCGUGAUCGUGUCUUGAAGAAAUAUGAGAAUGCUGAAAUUAUCUCGGAUAAUCUGACUAAAGAAGAGAUUGAACGUGAAGAAAAAGAAAAGUAUGAAGCAGGUUUAAAAGAAUGGAAAGCCAAUUAUUAUAAAGAAAAGAUGAAUAUUGAUUAUAAUGAUCAGAAGGAAAUCGAUGCUAUUGUCGGUGCCUAUGUCGUUGGUAUUCAAUGGGUGCUCAAGUAUUAUUAUGAAGGUGUCGCUUCAUGGGGCUGGUUUUAUCCGUAUCAUUUUGCUCCCAAGAUUUCAGAUCUCAAAAAUAUUACUCGUUUUCAAGAUUAUGAAUUUACUAUCGGUGAACCUUUCAAACCCUUUGAACAAUUAAUGGGGGUUUUGCCCAGUUUGAGUAGAAAGCUUUUACCUGCUGCCUAUCAGGAUUUAAUGGUGGAUGCUAACUCACCUAUCAUUGAUUUCUAUCCUCGUGAUUUUGAACUCGAUAUGAAUGGAAAGAAGCAAGACUGGGAGGCUGUUGUUAAAAUUCCUUUUAUUGAUGAAAACCGUCUUCUGGCCGCUAUGAAGAAUCGAGAGCAUCGUUUAACUAGAGAGGAAAAAUCCAUGUCCCAAUUUGGCCCUAGUUAUAAAUAUACCUUUGACAAAGAAUUAGCAAAGAAGGAUCCUGAAAAUUUACCUGUUUAUCCUAGUCCCUUGCCAGGUGUUUUCCCUGACAUUCACAAUUGUCUUGCUCGAGAGGAUAUUUUUAAUUUGCCUAAUUUGUCAGAUAACGAUCUGAAAUUGAGAAAGGGUCUUCUUCCUGGUGCUAAAGUUGGAAAGGAUGCUUUAGCAGGCUUCCCAUCCCUUCAAACAAUUCCAUUCAGUCAUGAAAUCAAGCAUCACGCUGUUCACGUAUUCCAACAAGAUAGUCGUAAUGAAUCAAUGAUUAUCUCAAUUAAAAACAAAUAUCAACAUGCUAAUAUUGAAGAGAUUGCUAAGCUUUUCCUUUAUCGCAGUAUCUACGUCCAUUACCCUUAUUUAAAAGAGGCUGUCGUUAUUGGUGUCUCUGAUGCUGAAAAGAAAUAUUAUGUUAGUUUCCGUCAUGGCAAAAAGCAAAUUCUAGAACAUUAUUGGGAUGAAAAAGAAAGAGAAUCAUGGGAGACACGCAUGGGCCGUGCUGAAUACUUACCUAGUAAGCGUUUUGGUUUAUUAGUAGGUGAAAUUAACAUCGGCUUCCAUGUCUGUGUCUUGAAUGGCAUGCAUCAAACUGAAGAAGGCGCUUUAGUUAAAGAGUUCGUUAAUCCUAGUUUGGAAGACCUUGUGCCUAUUCAGACAGUUGUUAUUAAAGUAAAUAAUCCUGAUCCUCGUUUUAUCGAGAAGCCUGCUCCUCCUGUACACAAGGCUUUCCCUCUCAAGUCUACCAUCUUCUUUUUGGGUAGCAAAUUUUUAGGUACCCAAGCUACAGUUGUAGGACAUAGCCAUCAUAAUGUGGACAUUGAAAUGACGAUUCCAGUGGACGAAAGAUUUCAAUAUGAACCUGAAUUUGGUCAUGAAUGGGUUCAAAAGCAAGAACAUGAUAUUCAUUAUGAACCAUCUAAUAAUGUUGCUCGUGAGCUUAAUCUUACACCUUUAGCUCUAUCUAAAUUAACAUCCUCCUUGACUAUCAAUGAUAAUUCUGGACAACGUAUUAAUGUUGGUUUGAACUUGAAGUUUGAUGCUCGUGGUGAGAAGGUAUUAGGGUAUACUCGAAAGCAUCCUAAUGGCUAUUGGGAAUAUUCAGAUGCUGCUAUUCGUCUUAUUCGUGAAUACUGUGAAAAGUUUCCCAACUUUAUCAAUUUACUUAAAACCCAAAAAGGAAAUGGUAUGCUUAGCAUUGAAGACUUUGGUUGGACUACAGAAGGCACCAAUGAGCUUCGUCAAAUGAAGGAAUUUGUAAAGCAAAAAGGUGCAGAUAAUUUGAUUAGAGCCAGCCUAGAAACUGAAGAAUUGGAGGCACCUUAUUGUCAUGAAAUUGAAAAAGCUGCAAUUCAAUACCAUGAAAUGUAUGAAGAACUUGAUAUCAAAAAAUGCAUUAUUCGGGGAGUUCCUCGUAAGGUUUUAUUGAAGCCUGCUGAUGCUGGAAUGCGUCUUAAUUAUCAAACCUUCUCAUUGGGCGAUCGUGUUAUUUAUGUUUGUGAUUCUGGUGCAGUACCUCUCGGAAAUAAGGGAACGGUUGUUGGUGUUCAAGAAAAGGCAGUUGAUGUCAUUUUUGAUACUACGUUCAUGGGAGGCUCUACACUUGGUGAUAGGCAAAUUUUUAAUAUUGAAUCAUUGAAUAGAUGUUCGAAUUUCCGUGGAGCAACACUUCCUUAUUCUAGUCUUCUCAAUAUUAGUAACCCUUCUCAUCAAAAUACAUUUAAAGGAACCAAUAAUUCAACCUCAACCCGUAAUAGUAACAAUCAUGAUUCCGGCCAUGGUGGACGUGGUGGUGGUAGUAGUAGUAGUAAUGGUAGCAAUAAUAGAGGAUUCAGGGGUGGCCGCGGCCGUGGUGGAUUUAGAGGAAGAGGAAGAGGCAAUACUGAUUAUCGUUCUUAA